GACGGAACCUGAUACCACAAACAACCGGAACCAUGAGCUCCCAGAUCCGACAGAACUACCACCAGGACUGCGAGGCCGCCAUCAACCGCCAGAUCAACCUGGAGCUCUAUGCGUCCUAUGUGUACCUGUCCAUGUCCUAUUACUCCGACCGCGAUGAUGUGGCACUGAAAAAUUUCUCCAAGUACUUCCUGCACCAGUCCCACGAAGAGCGAGAGCAUGCAGAGAAACUGAUGAAACUACAAAACCAGCGCGGUGGGCAUAUAUUCCUGCAGGAUGUGCGGAAACCAGACCCUGAUGAAUGGGGAAGUGGUCUAGAAGCUCUAGAGUGUGCCCUUCAAUUGGAGAAGAAUGUUAACCAGUCACUGUUGGAGCUACACAAACUAUCCACAGAUCGCAAUGACCCCCAUCUCUGUGACUUCCUGGAGACUCACUACCUGGAUGAGCAGGUGAAAUCCAUGAAAGAACUGGGAGAUCAUGUGACCAACCUACGCAGACUGGAGGCUCCUACAAAUGGCAUGGCAGAGUACCUCUUUGAUAAACACACACUGGGGGAAAGUAAUGACUGAAGGCGAAUAUCUUGUUCUCUGCAUACUUAACUUUAAAAUGUCUGUAUAAUAUUUGAGAUCACUUACUCCUUCUCCUAUUUUGGCACAAAUAAAUUAUAGACUUGGAUAAUAUUGUCUUUAGAUAAUAAUAGUUCGAAUGUGACACUACAUGGUGUGGGUGACAGGAACAAUCAUGCCAUCCUGGUAGUAGCUCCAUGUGAGAUGUAGGGCAUAUGUCUCUAUAGGCUAGGCAUGUGUAGACACCAACAUAAAGUUUGAGCAUUGAUACAUACACAUGGUAAAGCAGUGGCCCUAUCAAUGAUUGGGUGUAGAACCAGCAGUUUUUAGUAAGCCAUAGCAAAGCUGGAACAGGUGGGUGG
Molecule: messenger RNA, 925 nt
Organism: Pelobates fuscus (common spadefoot toad)
Lineage: Eukaryota; Metazoa; Chordata; Amphibia; Anura; Pelobatidae
Product: ferritin heavy chain, oocyte isoform-like
Exons: 1
Coding region: 33-566 (177 amino acids)
Biological process (GO): intracellular iron ion homeostasis; iron ion transport
Cellular component (GO): cytoplasm
Molecular function (GO): ferrous iron binding; ferric iron binding
Source: RefSeq, a predicted model, not a curated record